Messenger RNA from Gryllus bimaculatus (two-spotted cricket), 3209 nucleotides. The record is from the annotation of a GenBank genome assembly. Lineage: Eukaryota; Metazoa; Arthropoda; Insecta; Orthoptera; Gryllidae.
CUUCGGUUUGCUGAGAGCUUCACCCAACCCUUCUUCAUCCUCUUCCUCUUCUUCAUCCUCCUCACCUCCCGCAGGCUCGUUAUCAGGAGUAAGCAAGGGAUCGUCCCCCUCUCCGUCGGCUUCUGCUGCCUCCUCCCAACUGUCUGCAGGAGGGGGCGGAGCUCCCUCCCCAGGCGGCUCCUCAGCCUCUAAUUCUCGCACAUCAUUUUUAAGAGGAACCUGACCGUCUGUGGACUCGGGGGACUCCUUUUGCGGGAGAUGUUCAGUCUGUCGGGGUAAGAAUGAAGGCACAAAUUCGGCUGCGUUCACGUUCAACGUGGAAAUUUUUGACGACAGAUCGGAGGUCUCGGUCGAAUCACCAGCACCACAAUCUGCUUGUUGUUCCCAGGAAUCGGGAGCUCCGUUAUUCGCCAUCCUAUAACUUAAUUAAUAUUGUCCAAAAGUAGGUAACACGAAAAAUAACUACUCAAUUUCUUUCUCUCAAAUAUCCGCGUGUGUUCGUCUCCUACACCGGAAGAUAAUGGUAGAACAGACACGGCCUUUCUGUCUCGCAACCACUCCCAAAUGGAUAUACGAUGAUGGUAAUUCGGUGUAAGCUGGACUUACGUAGUUUAAACAAAUGACCUUUGAGAACUACCGCAAUGCAAGAGUAUGGCGGAAAUUACAACAUGGUUCCUUUAACUUGCGGUUGAUAUAACCUCAAAUUUGAUGUAAUUUUCCGAAAUUUCUUCACUUACCAACAUCGACAUACGAAGUGACGCGCCGUCACUUGAGAACUUUUUAAUGUUACCGAAGCAAAUUGCGUGAAAUCUGAAGUAACUCUUAAAAUACAAGUAUUUUUUAAAAUUUCUUUCGAAUCAUGUCAUUCGGCUGCGUGAAUAGAUUGUCUAGGCGCUGCUUUGUAAUUACACCUGUUCGACACUAUUAUAAAAAUGUGCUGCAGCUCUAUGAAAGAGGGCUAUACCAAGACCUCUUUCCCUCAAAUGCAAGCAAUGAAAUAGCAGACCUCCUCAAGACACCUCAGUGUGUUUAUGCAGGAUUUGAUCCAACUGCUGACAGCCUGCAUGUUGGAAAUUUGCUAAUCUUGAUGGGACUCCUUCACUGGCAAAGGGCAGGCCAUCAUGUAAUUGCUUUGGUGGGCAGCGCGACGGCGGCCAUCGGCGACCCCACCGGCCGCUCCACGUCGCGCCCCACGUUGGCGCCCGCCCUCCUGCAGGAGAACGCGGCGGGCCUGCGCGCCAACAUCCAGCAGGUGUUCGACAACCACCGCAAGUACUUCUGGACCUCCAGCCGGCCGCUUGGGCGCUUCACCCUGGCCGAGCUGUGCUACCAGGCCUUCCAGGCCUACGACUGGCUGCACCUGUACCGCGCCCACGGCUGCCGCUUCCAGCUGGGCGGCGCCGACCAGAUGGGCAACAUCAACACCGGCCACGAGCUCAUCAGUCGCGCCGAAGACGCCCGCGUCUACGGUCUGACGAUGCCGCUGGUGACGACGGAGGAAGGCGACAAGCUGGGCAAGUCCGCGGGCAACGCGGUGUGGCUGAGCGCGGCGCGCACGUCGCCCUUCCAGCUGUACCAGUUCCUGCUGCGCACCCAGGACGCGGACGCGGGCCGGCUGCUGCGCCUGCUGACGCUGGAGGCCGAGGCCGAGGUGCGCGCGCUGCUGGACGCGCCGGCCGAGCGCCGCCUGCCGCAGCGCCGCCUGGCGCAGCGCGUCACCACCCUGGUGCACGGCGAGCGCGGCCUGGCCGAGGCGCGCGCCACCUCCGACGCGCUCUACGGCGGCAGCAUCGAGGCGCUGGCGCGGCUGAGCCCGGGCGACGCGGUGGCGGCGCUGCGCGGGGCGGCGCUGCGCCGCCUGCCGCUGCGCGCCGACGUGACGGCGCUGGAGCUGGCGCUGGCCGCGGGCUGCUUCGCCAGCGAGGAGGACGCGCGGCGCGUCAUGGCCGCCGGCGGCUUCUACCUCAACCACCAGCGCGUGCGCGAGCCGGGCGAGGUGCUGACGCGCGCCGUGCACAUCCUGCCCAACAACCUCAGCCUGGUGCGCGUCGGCAAGAAGAACUACUACGUGGUCGAGUGGCUGGCCUGAAGCCGCGCACGUGACCGUCCGUCAGGGGGGCUUGUGGAAAAUGGAGGAAUUCCUAAGGAAUAGUUUGGCUUUGCGUAGCAAUUUCACACCAAUCGUGAUUUUACUGACGUGUUGCUGUUGUACAGCAUUUUACGUAUAGGGAAAAUUGGCAUGAUAUUAAUGUCAAGUCAGGUUUCCAUUUGAAUGGUCCCUUCUGCAGACCUCUACAAGCAUUGAAUGCAAUUUUGGGAUAGUACCGAAUACAGAUUCACUGUCUGAGCAUAUGAAUGUAAGUCGUAUUAUCAACCUCAUUUGAAAAUUUUAAGGUAACACCAAGUGGAAUUAUCCAUGAAUUUGUUGGUUAAUUUGGUCAGUUCGUAAGAUUCAGUAGGGAAGAGGAGCACAGACAAAUUUGUGAAUUCCAUUUUCAUCCCUCGCAGGCACAGAUCCACUGUGAGGGAAAUUUUCGUUCCCAAAUUUGUUCAGUAACUAUGAAUUUUAACUUAUCACGAAACUUCAAAGCAAAAAUAUUUUCAUGUAAACAUUAAAACGAAUAAAAUUGUAUCACAACAUGAGCUGAGUUAAGCCUGUGACAUUCUACAUAAUCUGUGUUAUGACACAUUGGACAAUACAUUUUGAAUAAAAAAAAUUUCCCCUGCCAAAAUUCGUCUCUGGAUCCACCCCUGCCCCUUUAGAUAUUUUCAAAUAGGUAAUUUGAUCACUUACAUCUUUUGUGUUCUAAAUUUACUGUGAUCAGAAGUGAUCUAUCGCCAUUAACCAUAAUGUGAUUUGUUUUGCAAGAGGAUGAUCAGUAUUGGAAGUUGUUACAGUGCUCAACUGACAGGGGGUGAAUAUGUGUGUUUAGUUUUACUACCUCAAUCAUGUCAAACAAAGUAGCCAACUACUGAAACUGUUACCUUAUUUUGGAAAAUAAUUUUAUUUCCUUGUCAAGCAUUUCUUAGUAUUUUGAUUAAAUUGUAAAUGUUUCAUUAACAAUCUAUAGUGAUGUUCAGUGCUUUGUUGUAUUGCUUUGAAAAAGAAAUUGUGUUCACAAGGUGCUAAAUGACUGUAGUUUUCAUUGUAAUAGUUUGUAAAUAAAAUGUGUAAAUUAUCUCAUAAAGCCUGUUGUUUUAUUUUUUCA